UAGGUUUGAGAAAAUCUCGAAAGAUGGCACUAGCAUAGCUAUUUUUCCGGAUAUUGUUAGCUGUGGGUUAAACGUGCCAGUGGCGGAUGUUAUUGAUUUGUUUUGGAUGGCGCGAAGUGAUGCAAAACAAUAAUUCUUAUCGCGAAUUAUCGUUACGGAACAUAAAUGAUAACCUAAGUAAUUAUGUCAAAAAGAGGACUAGCUAGCGGUAGGACGGAAUAUUUAGAAGUUGGUGAAUUUAACUAUUCAUGGCCUGGAGAAAAUGGAACACUUCAUGACUUUGGUUCGGUGAAUUACACAAUGCCAUCAGGACCAUGGUACUGGCCCUGGUGUCCUCUAUGGAGGGUACCGCAGCACCCGCUUUUUCAGCUUUCCAAUAUGCUAUUCGUAGCAUCGUACUGCGCUCCGAGUACCAAGAAAGGGCAGCUUUGGAUGCACACAAUCUUGAUUUUCGCCUUCAUGCUGUACUCUAUCUGGGCCUGGCACGUCAUCUGCUCCCCUGACGCGUUCUCUUGGAACUUCGGCUUCGUGUUUCUCAACCUGGCGCAGGUUGUGUACCUCGUAUAUGAGAUGCGGCCCGUCAAGUUUGAUCCUGAGCUGGAAGAAGUUUAUCACACGUUGUUUGAGCCUUUUAAGGUAUCACGACUACAAUUCAAGCGAAUGGUGUCACCCGACUUUGCCCAUGUAAUGUCUCUCCAUGCGGGGGAGGCCUACGCCAUGCAAAACCUUACGAAGACCGACAGACUUGGCUUGUUGUUGGCUGGCAAGGUCAACGUGAUGAGCGGACACCAGUUCCUUCAUCCGAUCCUUCCCUGCGAGUUUUUGGACUCUCCGGAGUUUGAGUCCAGUCGGGCUACUAUUGAUGAAAAAUUUAAGGUAUCCAUUGUAGCCGCAUCCUCCUGCCGCUACGUCUACUGGCAACGCAGUUCCCUAGAAUACCUCUUCGUAAAAGAGCCAUACCUAGCUUCCGUCAUAACAACCCUUAUAGCUCGGGACAUAACAACGAAGUUAUACGCAAUGAAUAAUAAAAUUGUGACAGAUAGAGGCUCACAUCUGGAUAUACGGUUACCAAGUAUAUCCCACGCUUUGGCUAGAAGUCCUAGAAGGUUUAAAGCGGUAAAUCGGCCACCUCCACCGACCACAGUUCAACCAGUGCCACCGGAGAAAAAACCAACCUGCUGGAUCCGCAACGACCGCGCCGACACCCGGCGCGACGGCUCCGAGUACUCCGGCGAUGAAGAACUAAUGCCCCUAGCAGAGCACGAGGCGCCCGCGGCAUCGUCUGAUGACCUGUCAGUUGCUGAAAGCUGUCCAGACACUUCCUCGAAGUACCAUAGUUGUGAGGCUGUGGAAACUGAUGAUGAAUUGAGACACUAGUCCUACUUUCCAUUUUUUUGCCAUAAUUUUUUGUGCUAUAAUCACUGAUGCCUCUAGCGGAUAGCGAAGCCUCGCAGCAUCAUCUGAUGACUUCUCUUUUCCAGAAAUCUGUCCAAAAAUUACCUCCGAAUACCACAGCUGUGGAGCUGUGGAAACUGAUGAUGAGUUGAGACAUUAGUCUUCCUUGUUUGAUUUUACUUCCUUAUAAAUCUAAGGAAGGCUUUGAUAUUAUUAUUUUUGCUAAAGUCACUGAUGUCCCUAGUUGGACACGGCCCCCCUGCGAGCUCCUUUGAUAACCCCUCAAUUUCUGAAAAUUAUCGAGACACAUCUUCCAAGUACCAUUGCUGAUGAAACUGAUGAUGAAUUGAGACACUCGUCUUCCCUUUAGUCAUUAAUUUAUCUGCUGCUCUCACAUGAUGCCUAUAACUGAACAUAAAUACUCUAUGGCAUCAUCUGAC
Molecule: messenger RNA, 1835 nt
Organism: Cydia pomonella (codling moth)
Lineage: Eukaryota; Metazoa; Arthropoda; Insecta; Lepidoptera; Tortricidae
Product: popeye domain-containing protein 3-like
Exons: 8
Coding region: 184-1377 (397 amino acids)
Cellular component (GO): sarcolemma
Molecular function (GO): cAMP binding
Source: RefSeq, a predicted model, not a curated record